AUGGACGAUGGGAGGCUCGCAUUGGCAACGCACAAAUAUCUUUACCUUGGAACCUAUGCCACACAAGAAGAAGCUGCAACAGCCUAUGACAUGGCUGCAAUAGAGUACCGCGGACUUCAGGCAAUUACCAAUUUUGAGCUUAGUCAUUACAUUAAGUGGCUACGACCUAACCAAAAUAAUACUCACCACCCUCAACCAAAUCCUAACCCAAUGUCAAACCCUAAUCCAGAGUUUGGGACCUUUGGGUUUGGCUUCCUUCACCUCCUAACGCAAAGCUCAAGCUCAGCCGAAAUGGCAGACCCUCGUCUGCAGCCAGGUGGUGGAGCCUCUACCUCAUCUGCACUAGGGAUUUUGUUACAAUCUUCCAAGUUUAAAUAA
Molecule: messenger RNA, 378 nt
Organism: Fraxinus pennsylvanica
Lineage: Eukaryota; Viridiplantae; Streptophyta; Magnoliopsida; Lamiales; Oleaceae
Source: the annotation of a GenBank genome assembly